Messenger RNA from Salvelinus fontinalis (brook trout), 12182 nucleotides. It is a transcript of the gene jmjd1cb, whose product is annotated as jumonji domain containing 1Cb. The record is from RefSeq and is a predicted model, not a curated record. NCBI's taxonomy places the organism in Eukaryota, Metazoa, Chordata, Actinopteri, Salmoniformes, Salmonidae. The coding region runs from base 261 to 9866 and encodes 3201 amino acids. Gene Ontology annotation, cellular component: histone deacetylase complex; chromatin. The transcript is spliced from 29 exons. Gene Ontology annotation, biological process: regulation of transcription by RNA polymerase II. Gene Ontology annotation, molecular function: transcription coregulator activity; histone H3K9 demethylase activity; chromatin DNA binding.
GCGGAGGGACACCAUGUUUCACCACGGCAGUGAUGUGUUCCAGUGUUCGUUUCCACGGAGCUGAAGAUCGACUAUUUACGGGUGGAGACGGCAAGGAAUUUAAAUCCCCCGGGUUGUGCGCUACACUUUAAAGACGAAAUAACUCUUUUAGUUGAUUUGUUUCUUUGGUUGGAUUAUUUAGUACAGUUUAAUGUAGUACAUGUCAGAUCGAUAGGGCGUCGGUGUUAAAGUUUUCGAGGGUUUCUUUUCGCUCUCAGUGGAUGGCCAUGGCGGUGGAAACGCGACCGGAGCUGGUUGGGAAGCGGUUCCUGUGUGUCAGUGGAGACGAGCCGCUGGAUCUCGGGGAUAUCGGCCGCUGGGGCUGGCGAGCUGGGGUCAUCCGAGCCGUUACUCACCGAGACAACAACAAUUCAGAGUUAACGGUGUACGUGGAGUUUGAUGACCUGGAGUGGGAGAAGCGCGAGUGGGUGAAAGUGUACGAGGACUUCCAGGUGUUCCUGCUGGAGCAGCAGCUGGUGUGGGCCAAGAGGAGAGAGAGCACCCUGCAGGAGCAGCAGCUGGUGUGGGCCAAGAGGAGAGAGGGCACCGUACUGGGGGAGAACCCUCAGGGGACUAAAGACAAGCACAUCCAGUGGCCAGCUCUGACGUUCAGACCUCUGCUGGGGAAGGCUACUCUGGGUUCCAUCACGGCUGUGGAGUUCUUCUCUGACAGACAACUGGACUUCCUGUCUGACCACGGAGCAUACCAGCCCUACCAGGAUGAAGUGGACAGUCUGAGUCCUGUUCUCAGGGACAACCCUCAGCUUCAUGAAGAGGUCCGGUUCUGGCUCAAAGAUCAAAAGGUUCAGGACAUUUUUCUACAAGGUCCGUAUUCAUUAAAUGGUUACAGAGUCCGUGUUUACAGACAAGACUCGGCUACCCAGUGGUUCACCGGGAUCAUCACACAUCAUGACCUCUUCAGCCGUAAUAUGGUUGUGAUGAACGACCAGGUUCUAGAGCCCCAGAACGUUGACCCGUCUAUGACCCAGAUGAGCUUUCUGGACGAUGUGGUCCACUCUCUGCUGAAAGGAGAGAACAUUGGCAUCCAGUCCCGACGCAGGUCCCGCUCCAGUAACAACCAGAGCAACUCUGCCCACACAGCAGGAGGGAGACCCACUGGCACCACAGGAAGAGAGCAGGGUCACUACACCCGCGCCCAAGCCAACAGCCCCAGACCAGUCAUGAACUCCUCAGGCGGGGCGGUGAAGCAGGGGUCAGGGGUCACCACCCAGCAGCAGCAGGGUCAAGGUCAGGGCGGGUCCCAGAGCCAUCAGGCCUCGGCGCAGCACUCCCCUUGCCAGGAACAGCCGCUGCAGCGACACGGUCCUCGCCUCUCCAGGAGGAAGGGAUCUGACAGCAGUGUCCCUGAUGAUGACGCCAAGGGAGACGACGUGGACGACUUGUUUAAAAGUACGAGCAGCAAGCAGGUGGCUGUGAAAAAGAGGAGGAAAGCGGAGGAGGAAGAGGAGAAGAAAUCCGUUUUGAAAAGACUGAGAAGCGAGACUAUAGUGAGGUCUGACUUCUCUGAGAGCAGUGACUCUGAGAUGUCUACCAAGAGAACCAGGACGGCCUCCUCUUCCUCAGAGCAGAACUCAGAGGAGGAGCUAACAGGAAAGACCGUCCAGGAGGUGCACAAGAGCCAGAGUCGUAAGACUGGGAAGGAGUCUGCUCUGACAGGAAGUCUCUCCCCCUGGGGUGAGGAGCUUCAGAAGGCGGCCGACAGGGAGCAGAGGUCAUCCCUGCGACUACCUCAGCAACAGGGGGAACGGUCUCCACUGCAACAGCGCCUGGCCCCUCCCCUGUCCUCCUCCUCCUCCUCCCAGGGCUCUGCCCCCUCUGAGGGCCAAGGGGAGAGCAUCGUGGAGAACAACAGCACUAUGAAAGCCCUCUGCCAGACACAUCCUCAGUCCAAGAACCAGUACACCAGCGCUGAGGUGGUCUCCAGGACCCAGACUCCCUCUCAGUAUAUAAUCGACAUCACAGCAGAGGACGCUAACGCACACAUGGCCUCCCGGGAGAACUCUGAGGCCGUCUCGGCCCUGCUGGCCUCCCAGAAUCCAUCUGAGCCCUCCUACCUCUCGGAGCCCAGCAGACAUUUGGUGCUAAACCCCUCUUUGGCCCCUCCCUCUCCCCUUCGUAAGAGCCCCUCGGAGUGUGACCUUAGGAACCAGCCUCCCUCAGUGUCAGAGAGUGACCUUAGGAACCAGCCUCUCUCAGUGUCAGAGUGUGACCUUAGGAACCAUCCUCCCUCAGUGUCAGAGAGUGACCUUAGGAACCAUCCUCCCUCAGUGUCAGAGAGUGACCUUAGGAACCAGCCUCUCUCAGUGUCAGAGUGUGACCUUAGGAAACAUCCUCCCUCAGUGUCAGAGAGUGACCUUAGGAACCAUCCUCCCUCAGUGUCAGAGUGUGACCUUAGGAACCAUCCUCCCUCAGUGUCAGAGAGUGACCUUAGGAACCAUCCUCCCUCAGUGUCAGAGAGUGACCUUAGGAACCAGCCUCUCUCAGUGUCAGAGUGUGACCUUAGGAACCAUCCUCCCUCAGUGUCAGAGAGUGACCUUAGGAACCAUCCUCCCUCAGUGUCAGAGAGUGACCUUAGGAACCAGCCUCUCUCAGUGUCAGAGUGUGACCUUAGGAACCAUCCUCCCUCAGUGUCAGAGUGUGACCUUAGGAACCAGCCUCCCUCAGUGUCAGAGUGUGACCUUAGGAACCAUCCUCCCUCAGUGUCAGAGUGUGACCUUAGGAACCAUCCUCCCUCAGUGUCAGAGUGUGACCUUAGGAACCAUCCUCCCUCAGUGUCAGAGUGUGACCUUAGGAACCAUCCUCCCUCAGUGUCAGAGUGUGACCUUAGGAACCAUCCUCCCUCAGUGUCAGAGUGUGACCUUAGGAACCAUCCUCCCUCAGUGUGCAGGAAGCCAGAAGUAAAGCAGCACAUAGUUGGCAUCCUGGGCAGUAAGAUGGAGUUAGUCCAUUCAGUGGUGAUCAGACCUAUAGCAUCAGUCAGUGAGUCUGCUGCUGUAGUAGAGAGAGAGAAGCAGCUCUAUUCCUCCAUGUUGCCCUGCUUUAAGAACGCCUCAUUGGCUGAUGAGGCCAGGAAGUCGUACAAGCUAAGCCCCUCCCCUGAUGUCCCCAAGCCCCUCCCCUCCCCAGAGGCCCUCUGCUCCCCUGACACCAUCAAGUCUAAAACACAGAGUGUUCUGGAGACUGGGUCUAAACCCAAGCCCCUCCCCUCCCCAGAGGUGUCCAAGCAUAAAGGCCGUUACCCGGACAACCCCCCUCGCUCCAGCUUUAAGCCCGUCCUGGCCCGAGGGACUGAGUCGCCAGGGUCUUGCACUAAGAGUCCGCUAAUCAUCGAUAAGAACGAGCAUUUCACCGUGUACCGGGACCCUGCGCUUGUCCGUCCCAACCAGGAGUCCAACCGCGUGUCCUAUCUGCACCCCCAGCUCCACCCCCUCCACGCCCCCUCCCACGCCUCCUGCCUCACCUCCCACCUCCUGCCCUCCUCCCACCUCCUCUCCGGGGUACUCUCUGGCCUGCCUCCAGGCCCCCUGCUGGGGGGUCAUCCCCGACUAGACUCCUCAGGGCUGGGGCACCUGGGACUAGCCCAUCACCAUCCUGUCUCUCAGCCCCAGACACACAGCCUCACCUCAGCCUCAUACAACCAGCUGGGUCUGUACCCAAUCAUCUGGCAGUACCCCAAUAAGACCCGCUCCUAUCCCCCAGGACUCAACCUGCCCGGGUCCAAGUGGGUGCACCCCGAAAACACUGUCAACUCUGAGACCAACAUGAGGAGGAACACGGCCAGCCCUUGGCUACACCACCCGGUCCCUGUCUCCUCCUCUGACAGUCUGGACCUACUGAGCCACAUCCCGGUCCCCGUCCGACCAGCCAGCGCCGACCCCCAUCCCCACCGGUCAGAACCACACCGCUCGGACCCCCACCCCCACCGGUCAGAACCACACCGCUCGGACCCACACCGGCUCAUCAAGAUCAACCCCCACGCCAGCCCCCCCCUGGCCAAGACCGCUGGAGAUCUUCACAAGGAGGAUCUGAAGGGUUUUGUGGACCCCAUCAGAACCAUCACUCUGGCCCACCUGAAGCAGGAGCAGGACCGCAGCAGAACCCCGACCGGGAAGGACAGUCACCUGCACCAACUCUACCUGGAGGCCCAUAAUAAACAACAGCAGCAGAGGAUGGUCCAGCAGCAGCAGGAAGCAGGGCAAAGGGACCGGGCCUCUAAGUAUAAGGAGGAGAACAGACGGAUCCUCCAGGAGAGCAUCGAGGUGGCCCCCUUCACCGCUAAGAUCCGCUCCAGUGAUACCGACAGGGAGCCUAACCCCUACCCCCGGAUCCCCUCGCUCCCCUCCCUGCCCCACCCCUACCCCCGGCCCCAGCGCCUCCAUCGGGAGAAGGAAGCGGAGCACCCUGCAGCAGACCUGUAUCAGUUUAAACAGCAGGCCGCGUCCCAGCACAGUCUCCCCCCGAGUAACUACUUCACUACCCUGUCCAACAGUGUGGUCAACGAGCCGCCGCGUCUCUACCCCUCUAAAGAGUUCAACUCCUACUUUGAGAAGGUGAACAGGGAGCAGGACUCAGCAGCAGCAGCCUCUGGUCUCUCUCUGGGAGGAGGGGCAGCGUUUAGCUCCAAGUCCAAACCCCCUCCUCUCAUCAAACACCAGGCUGAUGGGGAGGGUCUGCUAGGGAAGAUAUCAGAGCAGCUGAGCCAGCAGGUCAGCCUAUCCAACGUGCAGAGGUAUCGUCUCAGUACCAUAGUCAGCCCUGUUAGUCCAGACCUCUCCCCUUCCUCCAGUCAGACCCAGAGUCAGAGCCAGAGUCAGACCCAGAGCCACUGUCAGAGCCAGAGUCAGACCCAGAGCCACUGUCAGAGCCAGAGUCAGACCCAGAGCCACUGUCAGAGCCAGAGUCAGACCCAGAGCCACUGUCAGAGCCAGAGUCAGACCCAGAGCCACUGUCAGACCCAGAGUCAGACCCAGAGCCACUGUCAGACCCAGAGUCAGACCCUGGCCCAGCUAAGGUGUAUGCCAGCCCUGCACCGUGCCCCCGUGUUCCACCCUCCUAUCCAGCAGACACUGGACAGAAAGGAGGUGGGCUACGGCCGUUUGUCUCCACCCACCCUGACCCCCAUCCAGCCAGUCAGCUCGGCCGGUAAGGUGUCUGAGCAGCAGAAACCGCCCACCCUUCUGCCCGAGCUACGGGAGGUCAGCGCCGUGUGUAAGGGCGGGGCAGCGAUGACCUCAUCCGAGGUGUGGCGAGCCGGCCACUCUCAGGGCCACGACAAGCCGGGAUGGCAUUCUGAGAGGAGCCCCGGCAGGAAGCUUGGGGCCACCGCGGCGUCUGUUAUCGUCCGUCCCUCCACGUGUAUAAAGUACGACGGCUCGCCAGGCGCCAAGACCUCGGCCAAGGACUCUCUGACGGGGAGGAUGUUCCCGGGCAGCAGGCCUCAGACAGUCUGUCUGAAACUGGCCUAUGAGAGAGACAGGGAGUCUGGAGGGAAGGUGAUCCUGCCAAACACUAACUUGGAGGAGGCUGCUUGCGUGCAGCAGUACAAUAACAACGUUAGGAGAGUGUCCCAGUCUCAGGGAACCUUUCCAGGCUCUGUCUCGGCUGCUGCCAACUCUGUGUGCAAUAGGAGUAGUGAUGUGACUAGGGCAGUCUCCAACAUGGCUCCCUACGGUGUGCUGAGUAGAAGACAAGAGAGAACCUACUGUGGGCCCAACACCUCAAGCGCUAGCAGGACAGAGAGCUCUGGCCCUCAGGGCAGGGCCUUCCACUCAGGGCCUGGGUCAGGGCCAAGGGCUGAGCUCCAGCAACAGGAGGGGGGCUCCUCCAAGACCUCAUCCCCCAACCUGGCCAGCAGCACCCAGGCCUCUCCCAACCCCAGCCAGUCCUACUAUGGGAGCUUUGUCCAUCUGAAGAAGCACAAGGCAGCGUUGGCAGCAGCUCAGCAGUCAAGAGGCCCUAGCAGCUCCAGCAGUCCAGAGGCCUUAGCAGCAGCAGCCCAGCAGUCCAGAGGUCCUAGCAGCAGCUCCAGUGGUCCUGAGAGCCUGAUUGAGCCAUCUAACAGUAAAGCUCUUCACAUCUCCCCUCCACCUCCCCUUGCCUCGGCCUCAGCCCAGGACCACAGAACCACAGCAAGCCCAGGACCACAUCAAGCAGGAGCUUGCCCCAGCCCUGGCCCCCUCCCCAAUGGCCAGCCAGCCCAGAUGAAUCAGAGCCAAUCUCAACCCAACUACCACAAGCUGAAGAAGGCGUGGCUCACCAGACACUCAGAGGAGGACAGGAACAUAAACACUAUGAUUAAAACAGAGGACGCUGAUAAGUCUGUUACCACCACUGUGUCGAAGUCCGUUACCACCACUGUGAGCCCCUCUGUGUCGAAGUCCGUUACCACCACUGUGAGCCCCUCUGUGUCGAAGUCCGUUACCACCACUGUGAGCCCCUCUGUGUCGAAGUCCGUUACCACCACUGUGACCCCCUCUGUGUCGAAGUCCGUUACCACCACUGUGAGUCCCUCUGUGUCGAAGUCCGUUACCACCACUGUGAGUCCCUCUGUGUCGAAGUCCGUUACCACCACUGUGAGCCCCUCUGUGUCGAAGUCCGUUACCACCACUGUGAGCCCCUCUGUGUCGAAGUCCGUUACCACCACUGUGAGUCCCUCUGUGUCGAAGUCCGUUACCACCACUGUGAGCCCCUCUGUGUCGAAGUCCGUUACCACCACUGUGAGUCCCUCUGUGUCGAAGUCCGUUACCACCACUGUGAGUCCCUCUGUGUCGAAGUCCGUUACCACCACUGUGAGUCCCUCUGUGUCGAAGUCCGUUACCACCACUGUGUCUGAGAUGGAGAUGAUCAAGCCUUGCACCGUCACUCUGAUUGCCUCUACCUCCAGUGAUGUGGAGAUGAAGAUAGAAGAAGUCAAAGGUCAGGAGGACAAGAUGGCCGCCGAGGACAGGAAUACGCGGCGUGGCAGCAAGAGGGUGUACGACCACGACUCGGCCUCGGAGAGCGGAGAGGACUCCGACGCCAGCGAGAGCAGCAAGCAGGAGCAGAGGGCUAAGAGGCGGCCCAAACCCACCUACAAGAAGAAGCAGAACGACAUGCGGAGGAGGAAAGGAGAGGGAGAGAAAGAUGAGGAGCUGAAACCCAACGGGAUCUUUCGGAGCGCCAAGGAGAAGACCAAGCUGAAACUGUCCGGCAACAAUGGUAUCCCCCGCUCUGUGCUGAAGGACUGGAGGAAGGUGAAGAAGCUGAAGCAGACUGGGGAGUCGUUCCUGCAGGAUGACUCGUGCUCCGAGAUCGGACCCAACCUGCAGAAGUGUCGAGAGUGUCGUGCUGUCCGAAGCAAGAAGGGGGAGCAGCCAGCUCAUUCCCCUGUCUUCUGCCGCUUCUACUACUUCCGCCGCCUGUCCUACAGUAAGAACGGAGUGAUCCGUGUGGACGGCUUCUCUACUCCUGAUCAGUUCGAUGAGGAGGCUCUGUCCCUCUGGGCUCCUGACGUAUACGAGGAGAAUGAGUUGGACCCAGACUCCUCCAAGUACAUCCUCUCAUAUAUAGGAGACCAGUUCUGUCAGAUGGUCACCACUGAGAACACUGCUGCUACAUGGAUCAAAAAAGAUGCCAAGAUGGCCUGGAAGAGGCCUGUGAGAGGGGUCCGGGAGAUGUGUGACGCAUGUGAAGCCACCUUGUUUAACAUUCACUGGGUCUGCCACAAAUGUGGCUUUGUGGUUUGUCUGGACUGUUACAAGGCGAAGGAGAGGAAGACCUCCAAAGACAAAGAGCUGUACGCCUGGCUGAAGUGUGUCAAGGGACAGCAGCAUGGGCACAAGUACUUGAUGCCAACACAGAUUAUCCCAGGAACUGUUCUGAGCGAGGUGGCCAGCGCCAUGCAUCUGUUCAGGGAGAAGUACAGCAUCAGGACCCCCUGUGUCUGUACUGGGAAACACAGCCCUCUACUCAACAAGCUGCCUGCUACCAACGGAGUCUCUCAGGUCCUCCAGAACGUGUUAAACCACAGCAACAAGAUGUCUCUAUGUAACGUGAAGACAGAGCAGCUGAUCCCCGGUAAAGCUGAGACUAACGGAGGCUCCAGCCCUGCCUCAGACAUCCCCUCUGACUCCAAACCGACUCCCCCGGAGUCCCAGAGUCCUCUCCACUUCCUGGCUGACCUGGCUGAACAGAAGUCACGGGAAGACAAGAAAGAAAACAAAGAGUCUCCUCUGGGUAAGGAGGACAAGGAGGACAAGAUCAGUAGCCUGGAGUCUCUCCACUGUAAAGCGUCUAGCCUGGUGUCUAACAUCACAGAACAGGGCUCUACUCUAAGAGACCUCCUGACUACCACCGCUAGUAAACUACGUCUGGGCUCUACUGACGCUGGCAUGGCCUUCGCUCCUGUAUACUCCACCGCAGCACAGAUGAGUUGCCGUAGCAUGCCCAACAUCCUGGAUGACAUCAUAGCGUCCGUGGUGGAGAACAAAAUCCCUGCCAGCCGAGGAGCCAAGCUGAAGCUGGAGGCCUCCACCAACACGACAGAGAACAGGGAGGUGAAGACGGAGAGGAUCGAGAGGAAGAAGCAGCUUGGGACAGGUCCUAACCCUGGGACUGGGACAGAAGAGCUUCCUGUAGCCAAGCCUCAGCUAGAGAAGACCCUGCAGCUCCAUGCUGACAUCCCCCACUGCUGGUUGUAUGAACGCAGACUGCUGUGGCUGAAAGACCAUCGUCACCCUGGCAACUGGAAGCUGUUCAGAGAGUGUUGGAGACAAGGACAGCCGGUCCUGGUGACUGGGCUCCAUAAGCCUCUGAACGCAGCUCUGUGGAAGGCAGACAGCUUCAACCAGGAGUUUGCUGACCAUCAGGGAGACCUGCUGAACUGUAAAGAUGGACGUGUCUCCAACUCUGGAAUCAACGAGUUCUGGGACGGCUUCGAAGACCUCACCAAGAGACCCAAGUCUAAAGACGGAGACACCGUGGUGUACAGGCUGAAGGACUGGCCGUCAGGAGAGGAGUUCAUGGCCCUGAUGCCUUCCAGGUAUGAUGACCUGAUGAGGAAUCUGCCCCUGCCUGAGUAUUGUGACCCUGAAGGGAACCUGAACCUGGCCUCUCAUCUCCCCAGCUUCUUCGUACGCCCAGACCUCGGACCACGCCUCUGCUGUGCAUAUGGAGUGGCAGCGUCUCAGGAGCAGGACUUCGGGACCGCUAACCUCCACAUGGAGGUCUCUGACAUCGUCUCUGUCCUGGUGUACGUGGGAGUGGCCAAGGGGAACGGAGUCCUGUCCAAGACGGGAGUGCUGAAGAGACUUGAGGAGGAAGACUUGGACGACAGCGUGAAGAAGAGGUUGAAGGAUUCCAGCGAGACGCCUGGAGCCUUGUGGCACAUCUACAUUAGCAAAGAUGUGGAGAAAAUUAAAGACUUUCUGUACAAGGUUGCUAAGGAGCAGGGGGUGGAGAUUUUGGCGGAGCACGACCCAAUCAGAGAGCCGGGCUGGUACCUGAGCAGGAAGUUGCGUCAGCGUCUGUGGGAGGAGCAUGAGGUGCAGGGCUUGACCGUGGUUCAGUUCCUGGGGGACUCUGUCCUCAUCCCCGCCGGGGCGGUGCACCAGGUGCAGAACCUUCACAGUUGUGUCCAGGUGAUAAAUGAUUUUGUGUCUCCAGAGCAUGUGUUCCACUCCUUCCACCUGACACAGGAGCUGAGAUCCUCCAGAGAAGAGCCCAACUACGAAGAUAAACUCCAGGUAAAGAACAUCUUGUUCCACUCUGUGAAGGAUGCAUUGACGUCGCUGAGGAGGUACAACCAGGAGGAGGAAGAGAACUCCUGACCCGUAGUCCCCCUGGCGCCUCCCUCUCUGGCGCCUCCCUCUCUGGCGCCUCCCUCUCUGGCGCCUCCCUCUCUGGCGCCUCCCUCUCUGGCGCCUCCCUCUCUGGCGCCUCCCUCUCUGAGACGUAUUCCUUCAGCCUAGAACAGAUAUAUACACACUGAAACUAACCACAACAGCACCGUCAACCUAGUGUCCAGCAGAACACACUAAAACUACAUGUUACUGACCAGCAUCACUACCACAGCAUCGGGAUACUGUCCACAGCAGCAUCACUACCACAGCAUCAGGAUACUGACCACAGCAUCAUCACUACCACAGCAUCAUCACUACCACAGCAUCAGGAUAGUGUCCACAGCAGCAUCACUACCACAGCAUCAGGAUACUGUCCACAGCAGCAUCACUACCACAGCAUCAGGAUACUGACCACAGCAGCAUCACUACCACAGCAUCAGGAUACUGUCCACAGCAGCAUCACUACCACAGCAUCAGGAUACUGACCACAGCAUCAUCACUACCACAGCAUCAGGAUACUGUCCACAGCAGCAUCACUACCACAGCAUCAGGAUACUGUCCACAGCAGCAUCACUACCACAGCAUCAGGAUACUGUCCACAGCAGCAUCACUACCACAGCAUCAGGAUACUGACCACAGCAGCAUCACUACCACAGCAUCAGUAUACUGACCACAGCAGCAUCACUACCACAGCAUCAGGAUACUGUCCACAGCAGCAUCACUACCACAGCAUCAGGAUACUGACCACAGCAGCAUCACUACCACAGCAUCAGGAUACUGUCCACAGCAGCAUCACUACCACAGCAUCAGGAUAGUGUCCACAGCAUCAGGAUACUGACCACAGCAGCAUCACUACCACAGCAUCAGGAUACUGACCACAGCAGCAUCACUACCACAGCAUCAGGAUACUGACCACAGCAGCAUCACUACCACAGCAUCAGGAUACUGUCCACAGCAGCAUCACUACCACAGCAUCAGGAUACUGUCCACAGCAUCAGGAUACUGACCACAGCAUCAGGAGAACUAUCUGGUCUUAGUGCUGACUGCUGUUCUGGAACCUUCUGUUCUCUGUUCUGGAACCUUCUGUUCUCUGUUCUGGAACCUUCUGUUCUCUGUUCUGGAACCUUCUGUUCUCUGUUCUGGAACCUUCUGUUCUCUGUUCUGGAACCUUCUGUUCUCUGUUCUGGAACCUUCUGUUCUCUGUUCUGGAACCUUCUGUUCUCUGUUCUGGAACCUUCUGUUUUCUGUUCUGGAACCUUCUGUUUUCUGUUCUGGAACCUUCUGUCCUGUGUUCUGGAACCUUCUGUUCUCUGUUCUGGAACCUUCUGUUCUCUGUUCUGGAACCUUCUGUUCUCUGUUCUGGAACCUUCUGUUCUCUGUUCUGGAACCUUCUGUUCUCUGUUCUGGAACCUUCUGUCCUGUGUUCUGGAACCUUCUGUCCUGUGUUCUGGAACCUUCUGUUCUCUGUUCUGGAACCUUCUGUUCGCUGUUCUGGAACCUUCUGUUCUCUGUUCUAGAACAUUCUGUUCUCUGUUCCUUUUGUUUGUUUAGUUUCGUUAUUGUCUUUCAACCUGUAUAUUGUUUGUGUGAAGAUGCUGUAUUUAUUUAAUAGGAGUUGUAAAUGUGACGCUAGAUGAAAUGUAAAUGUGUCUUGUACAGUUAGACGGAUGCCGUUUCCUACGUUGAGACGGUUACUGUGAGAGGAAACGGACUUCAGCUGUCGCCCAGAACUCUGGGAGUCGCGAGAGGAAACGGACUUCAGCUGGCGCCCAGAACUCUGGGAGUCGCGAGAGGAAACGGACUUCAGCUGGCGCCCAGAACUCUGGGAGUCGCGAGAGGAAACGGACUUCAGCUGGCGCCCAGAACUCUGGGAGUCGCGAGAGGAAACGGACUUCAGCUGGCGCCCAGAACUCUGGGAGUCGCGAGAGGAAACGGACUUCAGCUGGCGCCCAGAACUCUGGGAGUCGCUGCUGAAUUCGUCCUCAUGCCAUAUCUUUUUAAAAUCAACUGCCAAACUAUUGUGUUGUAUAAAACCGUGUAAAGUUGUAUUAUGUAAAAAAAAAAAAAAGACUAAAUGAAUAAUACACUUCAGCAUAUUAGAAGUAUUCACUGUAAAAUGGAGACAUUUACACACAAAAAAUAAUUUAUUGAAAUUUUGAAGUGUAAAUAUAUACAUAUAUACAUUCACUGAUGUAUUUUUUAAAAACAUGGCUUGCUUCAAUUUGUAAUUUUAAAAGUGUUACAUGCUUUGUACAUUGAAGUUCAAAAGGGUUUUACAUUUUCCAUUAAAAUGGAUUCAUCAAA